AUGGAUUUCAAGGUACUCUCACAAGUUUACGUGGAAGCGGCCCGAGUAUGCGACUCCCUGGAUGUGCGAGUAAUCAUCGAUGAAGCCGAUCCGAGGAAGCAUUACGAUACAGUUAUCAGUGAAGAUGAGGCAGUGCUGGGCGAUGUACGAAAGACUGAAAAGCGCUAUACUGCGGUUGUGCUCGGCGGAACAUUCGAUCGUCUACACAACGGCCACAAAGUGCUCCUUUCACGAGCCGUUAUGGCAGCUUCAGAACGCGUCGUCUGUGGUGUCACGUUUGGCGACAUGCUGCAAAAAAAAAUCUUAUGGGAGCUGAUAGAGCCAUUGGAAAGCCGGCUAAAAGCUGUACAAGAAUUUGUGGAAGAUGUCAGCUGUAGCGUGCGAUGUGAAGUGCAUCCGAUUUCGGACGCGUUCGGACCAUCCAUUGUUGAUCCUCAUUUGCAAGCAAUCAUUGUGAGCAAAGAAACAGUAAAAGGAGGUAUUGCAGAAAGGAAUCUUCCGAUCCUGGAUUUGAUAACAAUAAGUACAAUUGGCGGCAAAGAUGAAAUACUGAAAGAAACUAAGUUAAGCUCGUCAACACGACGUCAUGCCCUGUUGGGGACGUUUCUGAAGCCGUUGAAGCUCGAGAGGUUCCCGCGACCUUUUGUAAUCGGUUUAACUGGUGGUAUUGCAUCCGGGAAGACGAGUGCCGCAAAAUUUCUUGCUCAAAAUAAUUGUGAGGUAAUCGACUGUGAUAAAUUAGCUCAUGAACUGUACAGAAAAGGCACCGAUAUGGCAUCGAAAAUUGCGGAAACAUUCGGCGCGAAUGUUAUGCUGGAUGGUGUGGUGGACCGGAAGGCACUCGGACGAAUCGUUUUUGCCGAUAAGGAAAAGCUGAAGAUGUUAAACAAAAUAGUAUGGCCUUCAUUGCGCGCUGAAGUGAGGAAACGGAUCGCACAGAGCCAAGCAGAAUAUGUUGUUGUGGAUGCGGAGAUACUUCUGCAAGCGGGCUGGGACAAGGACGAUACGGUGCAUCAGGUCUGGAGCUGCAUCGUACCACAAUGUGUUGCCAAAGAGAGAAUUGUGGAACGGGAUCAUAUUUCGUUGGAGGAGGUCAGUUUCUACAACUUUUGA
This is a messenger RNA of Gongylonema pulchrum, 1113 nucleotides long. Lineage: Eukaryota; Metazoa; Nematoda; Chromadorea; Rhabditida; Gongylonematidae. The record is from the annotation of a GenBank genome assembly.